ACAUUUCAAAUAAAACGUCCAUUGUUGCCGUACGAGUGCGUCAUUGUCCAUAUCUGUUUCUAAAAAAAACUUAAUUAUUGUUUCUUCCGGACUGUAUAAAUAUUUUCUAACAAAUUAAACAUUCCAAUUAAAUAAAAAAUAAAAAAAACAUUCACAAAAAAUGUCACGAACAUCGCAAAAAUAUAGAAAUUUCGUUGCUGAACCAAUGGGUGACAAAUCUGUGAUGGAAUUGGCCGGCGUUGGAGAAACAUUAGGAGGACGACUCACUGAAGCUGGUUUCGAUAAGGCAUACACUGUUCUAGGGCAAUAUUUGAUUCUCAAGAAAGAUGAAGAACUCUUCAAGGAAUGGAUGAAGGAUGUUUGUAAUGCGAGUUCGAAGCAAGCGUCAGAUUGCUACCAUUGUCUGAAUGACUGGUGCGAGGAGUUCUUGUGAAUAAUUUUUAAUGUUCUUUACUUUUCCAUAUCUUUAGUGUUAAACUUCUCUAUAAAUAUAAUAAUAAUUUCUGUAUACACUUUCAAAA
This is a messenger RNA of Episyrphus balteatus (marmalade hoverfly), 521 nucleotides long. RefSeq names its product barrier-to-autointegration factor (gene baf). The transcript has 2 exons. Gene Ontology annotation, molecular function: DNA binding. The coding region runs from base 161 to 433 and encodes 90 amino acids. Lineage: Eukaryota; Metazoa; Arthropoda; Insecta; Diptera; Syrphidae. The record is from RefSeq and is a predicted model, not a curated record.